Molecule: messenger RNA, 1914 nt
Organism: Rotaria sp. Silwood2
Lineage: Eukaryota; Metazoa; Rotifera; Eurotatoria; Philodinida; Philodinidae
Source: the annotation of a GenBank genome assembly
AUGAAUGAUAGACAACCUCUGUUAUACGCAUCCAGUAGAUUAUCUUUUGGUGAUGAUGACGAUGAUAAUGGAAAUAAAAACCAACUUUUGAUCAAUAGUUUUUCUGAUUGGCGUCGAUGUUUCAGUAGAAAAGAGAGCGAUAAUAAAUAUGUAAAAUUAGAUGAUGAUACUGAACAUGGUCGCAAACAUCAAGUAGCUGGUACUCUUCGAUUAUUUCGGUUUGCUGACCGUGUUGAUUUUGCUCUCAUGUUCCUUGCUACGUGUUUGGCAGUGCUACAUGUGAUUUGCAUUCUUACUAACUUAGUUAUGUUCGGUCGACUCACAGGAAUAUUUGCUAUUGAAUCAUUUGGUGGUAGUUGUGAUGAUCAACACCAAACGUCAAUAGCUCCAAGUAAUAAUAAUAAUACAUACCCUCAAGAUAUCGAGCUCAAUAUACUAAACAAUGCUCUAUCGCAUAAACUGUUCAAAAAUACUAGUGCAAUUUUGUUAUCAACUUUACCUACAUCGAUGCCUUCAUUUCGAGAAAAAGUUAUACACAUGGUUCACUGGUUAUUCAUUAUUGGUGCUGUUCAAUUUCUGGCUAGCUCGAUUGCAUAUUUCAGUUGGGUCAUUAGUAUAAAACGACAGAUGGCUCGUAUGAGUGUGGCCCUCUUUCGAACACUUGUCCAACGCAGUAUUACUUAUGUGGAUAGCAAUCCGACUAGUCAACUCAAUGCUAAACUAUUUGAAUAUGAAAGAGAAUUGUAUCGAACUCGUUGGAGUAGUAUACGCCAAGGUGCGAUUUUUGGAGUUUUUACUGGUUGGCUAGUUCUGGUAUCCUAUCUAGUUUAUACAGUUGGUUUUAUCUUUGGUUCUCUGCUUAUGAAAAGAAAUGAUUCUCAAACUUUAAGUAUUAGUGAUAUUCUUGUUAUCGUUUCCAUCUUUGCACGAUGUUUCUCUUACUUCAACUUUAUUGGUUCUUACUUUCAAUCAUUUUCAGAAGCUCGUGGUGCAGCAGCAGCAGUGUUUGAGCUUAUUGAUGAGGGAAAUGACACAAGUAUCAAUGAAAUAGAUGUAUGGAAAGAAGAUAGUGAAUCAAUUGAUAACAUUAACGGCGAUAUUGAAUUUGACAAUGUCAACUUCUUUUAUCCUUCUCGAAAAGAUGCACCAGUUCUGCGCAACCUCUCUCUUAUCGCUCGAGCUGGUCAGACAACUGCUCUUGUAGGUUCAAGUGGUUGUGGAAAAAGUACAUGUAUAUCAAUGUUUCUUCGUUAUUAUGAACCUUCAUCAGGUCGAAUUACGAUUAAUGGUCGACCGAUAACAGACUACAAUGUCCAACAACUCCGACAAAAUAUUGCAGUUGUUAGUCAAGAACCUAUUCUGUUUGAUAUGAGUAUUUAUGAAAAUAUUCGUUUUGGUAAAGUAAAUGCAACACGAACAGAUAUUGAACAAGCAGCACGAGAAGCAAAUGCACAUCAUUUCAUUAUGAAAUUACCAGAUAAAUAUGAAACACUUGUUGGUGAACGCGGUAUACAGUUGAGUGGUGGUGAAAAACAACGUAUUGCAUUAGCUCGUGCUCUUGUCAAACAUCCUACAUUUCUUUUACUGGAUGAAGCAACAAGUGCACUCGAUAAUGUUAGUGAAAAACUUGUUCAAGAAGCACUUGAUCGAGCAUGCAAAGGUCGUACAACUAUUGUGAUUGCUCAUCGUUUGACUACAAUUCAGAAUGCUGAUCAAAUAUAUGUAUUAGAUAAUGGAAGUGUAAUUGAACAAGGUAUACAUGAAACAUUGAUGGCAAAAAAUGGAAGUAAAUAUCAAACAAUGGUCAAACGUCAACAAAUCGAAAGAAUUGUUAAUGACGAAGAUGAUGCGAUGAGUAUACAAAAAGCAACAGAAGAGGAAGAAAAGUCAAUAUGUAUGUUAAGAUUCUUCUAA